AGAGGGAAGAAACACUUUUCGAAAUUUGAAUAUUUUGUUCUCAGCAGCGGUUCUCAGUAAGCUCAAAAACAUAAUCUUAAGUUUUGAUCUUCAAUUAUAAAAUUUAGAAUAAAAUUGAUAAGAGAUAUAUCUUAAUCUUUCACAAGUACAAUGGAUGCUGCUUUAAAUACUGUAUUAGGUUUUACCUAUGAAACUCAGCUUUUUGAUUUUCAUCCUCGUCAGUAUAUUGAUGGAGUGUACAAUGUUUUUUAUGAGAAUGUGUUUGAAGCAUUAAAACAAUUCCAAGAAUAUCUUAUUGGAGAGAAAAAGGAAGUAGUUUCACCUGAAACUAUAAAAUUGAAGACUGAGUUUUUUUUCCAAGAACUAAUAAAGAAUCUGGAUAAAGCAAUGGAUAAAUAUGAGGUAUUUAUUUGCAGAAAUUUCUUGUGCAUUCCUGAAAAUUUAGUCUUACCUGAAGAUAAAGUGCAUAUGACAUCUUCCUGUACAGAAGAACAGGAAUUGUUGUUAGAUCAAGAAAUUGAAGAACUAACACAGGAAAUUAUUAAGGAAAAAGUUCGAAAAUCAGUUUUGAAACAAAAAAAAGCAGAACAGAAAUUGGUGAGAGCAGAAUUGGUUUAUUUCAAAGAAAAACUUGAAGAGAUAUCUAAUGUUAUAAAACAAUGUUCUUUUACAAAAGAAACUCUUGAUAUGAUUAUGGGCGAAUGUGCUGAACUCUGCAAUUUCAUAAAAGAACGUGGAAUUGAAAAAUCAUGAGCACAUUUGGAAAAAGAAAUUAUCUUGUGUAUAUAAAGCCCUGUAUAAUAUAUUAUGUGUAGCCUUUUUUUAAAAAAAAAAAUCUGAUUUGUACUGUAAAAUUCAUGUUGUAUAGUUCUUGUUAAAGCAAAUAUAUACUUAGAAAAAA
This is a messenger RNA of Parasteatoda tepidariorum (common house spider), 901 nucleotides long. RefSeq names its product protein MIS12 homolog. Gene Ontology annotation, cellular component: MIS12/MIND type complex; nucleus; chromosome, centromeric region. Gene Ontology annotation, biological process: mitotic sister chromatid segregation; kinetochore assembly; mitotic cell cycle. The record is from RefSeq and is a predicted model, not a curated record. Lineage: Eukaryota; Metazoa; Arthropoda; Arachnida; Araneae; Theridiidae.